Babjeviella inositovora NRRL Y-12698 is the source of this 1813-nucleotide messenger RNA. RefSeq names its product Mac1p (gene MAC1). Bases 278 to 1630 code for a protein of 450 amino acids. Gene Ontology annotation, biological process: intracellular copper ion homeostasis; intracellular iron ion homeostasis; positive regulation of transcription by RNA polymerase II. Gene Ontology annotation, molecular function: RNA polymerase II cis-regulatory region sequence-specific DNA binding; DNA-binding transcription factor activity, RNA polymerase II-specific; copper ion binding. The transcript has a single exon. The record is from RefSeq and is a predicted model, not a curated record. NCBI's taxonomy places the organism in Eukaryota, Fungi, Ascomycota, Pichiomycetes, Serinales. Gene Ontology annotation, cellular component: nucleus.
CGGCACUAUCCAUGGCCUCUCAAGUUUGUAAAGUAUGGUUUCCGUCUUUAUCAGCUAUUCCUAAGCGUUUUAACUCUGAUCUACCCUAUAUUUUGCGCCACACAAACUCAUCCCGAAACCUCCGAGCCUUUCGCGAAACCUGCGAAUUUUUAACGUGAACCGAAAAAUAUUUCAACCAAUCUGCAGUUUCUUCUGAAAGCCCCUGAUGGCCUAACCUGGUGGCUGAAUAUUCACAACUAUUUUAUACACUUCUAGUGGCAACAUUUCAUAUCCGCCCAUGAUUCUCAUUGAGGGCGAAAAGUACGCCUGCGUCCAGUGCAUCCGCGGACACCGCUCGUCCACAUGCAAACACACCAAGCGGCCGUUGGUCCAGGUGCGCUCGCGCGGGCGCCCAAUGCAAAGCAUCAACUACCGCUUCGCCGUUCUUGCUGAGGAUAUCAACAAGGAGGCCGCACUAGAGCCUCCGCCAAAGCCCAAGGGCUGUUGCCACUCCCGGCCCAAACCGGAGGCCGCCAGUGAAGGGCCGAAGGAAGUGAAGACGGAAACCCCCAGCGAAAGUUCCUGCUGCAAAAGACCGAGUGAGGAGCCCUGCCAAAGUCCGAAGGAAGAGCCCAGCAAAGGCGCCUCUCUGUGUGGUAAGGGUAACGUCAUUGUGCUCCGCGCGUCCAAGCGCCGAAUCGUGCAAAACGACUUGUCGGCUGUGGCGCUCUCGCCUGUGGAACUCUCCGGGUCCGAGCCGCAGAAAAAGAUGCAGUCCACGUUUCGCUCGCACUUCGGACUGCCUGACAAUGUCACCAAGCCCCGCCAUGGCAGCAUGUGCGCGUGUUGCAACAGCACCAACAAGGUGAGCGUGUUCAAGUUGGAAAAGCCGAAAGAGGAAAAGGCGAGUCCUUCGGAAACCCCCGGUAGGUCCAACGACCUGCCUGUCGAGUACUUUUACGCGCCGUCGUGCUCCAUCCCAGGCUCGUGCGCGUGCGACGACAACUGCGAGUGUGAGGGCUGUAUCGCACACAAUAACAGUGCCACUCCGGAGAUCCCUGGGUACCAGCUUACUCCACAGCCCCAUACAUCCCUCGUAUCCCCCUCGCAAAUGCCUCCCUUUGGUAUUUCUUCCCACUCUCUUAACUUUUCGCAUCUGAACGAAAAGUUCUACCAGCUCUCGCGCGAACCGGUGGAGACACCAAUACCGUCGUUACUUGGGUACUUGGACAGUGCUGAGCCACAGGAUGUGGCCUCCGCCAAUGCCAUCUCCAUCGCCGAGUAUGAAUGGGUCCUUGACGACUGUAUCUGCUCGGCCGAGGGUUGUUGGUGCUACAACUGCGUCUCGCAUGACAUUGUCAACGGGAUUCGCCAGCGAGACGGGGUGCGGGUGUCCUCCACUGGUGACCAGUGCAUUAGGCCCGUGAUUCAUGUCCUGGAGUUGGAAGAUACCAACAAAAAGAAGCUAUACAACGUAUUUAAUAGAGAGGCGGAGCAGAAAAACUCGUGUUGCACGUCUCAGAAAGGUGCUCUUGCCGAGCUCCAUGCGCUAGAUCUGGAGUGUACGUGUCCCGAUAAUGCAUGUCAUUGUGACAAUUGCUACAAGCACGGAAUUAUCAAUGGUAUUAAGGAUUUUUCCUGCGGGGAGUAAACGUUGUAUGGGUUCACCCCAUUCCUUUCGCCUUGAAAUAUCUCGAUGGCACUCUCAACGACACCCUCGACGGCAUUUUCAACGGCACUUUCUUGACCUCCCCCUCCUGUUUAUAGUUUACGACUUACGAAUUCGACGAUCUAGAUCAGCCAUACACUAACCAGAAUUUUUUUCAUAGCCCCU